This is a messenger RNA of Astrephomene gubernaculifera, 689 nucleotides long. Lineage: Eukaryota; Viridiplantae; Chlorophyta; Chlorophyceae; Chlamydomonadales; Astrephomenaceae. The record is from the annotation of a GenBank genome assembly.
CCUAAAUCUUAUUAGGAUAAACAGAAACCUUUGGAACGCGACCAUUCCAACCCUGGUGCAUCGUGAAUCUGCAAGCUGUACCCCAUGGCACAGUUGUCACACAGAUUGGGCGAUCUACGCACACACUGCUUGUGGAACAACAGAACGCGUCAUCACGCAAAGAGCAUCUGCCGCGCGCAAUGCACCUCAGGCGCGCCGGUCGACAGCGCGCGCACAUGCAUGUCGCUUGACCGCCGCACCGUACUGUUUGGCGCGCUAGCCGCUAUCCAAGGCUCCCUGGCCCCUUCCAGUAAAGCUGGAAUGCUUGACGGCACCGUGGAGUGGUGGAAGGGUCGCAAGCGGGCAAACAGCGCCAAGCUCAUCGCACCCAUCAAGGUGGCCCAGCAGCGGCUGGAGGCGGCCGCAGCCAUGCUGGCAGACGGCAGCGGCAGCAUGCUUGACGUGUUGCAGCUGGUGCGCGCCUCCUCGCUCAACUGCUACACCUUCGAGGCGCUGCCGGGCGACUCGCUGGAGACGCGCGCCAGCCUGCUCACCCAGGCGGCCAACCUGUCCGACCCCUGCACCUUCCGCAUCAUCGUGAAGAACGUUGUGGAUUUUGCUCCCCCCGAGGCCAAGGAGCGCGGAGCUGCCCUGCUCUCCUCGCUCAUCCUGGCAUACCAGAAGCUGGACUCGGAGGCGGAGGCGGCGGC